Messenger RNA from Jaculus jaculus (lesser Egyptian jerboa), 1112 nucleotides. RefSeq names its product mitochondrial ribosomal protein S11 (gene Mrps11). Gene Ontology annotation, biological process: translation; ribosomal small subunit assembly; maturation of SSU-rRNA from tricistronic rRNA transcript (SSU-rRNA, 5.8S rRNA, LSU-rRNA). Gene Ontology annotation, molecular function: structural constituent of ribosome; mRNA 5'-UTR binding; small ribosomal subunit rRNA binding. Gene Ontology annotation, cellular component: ribosome; mitochondrial small ribosomal subunit. The record is from RefSeq and is a predicted model, not a curated record. Lineage: Eukaryota; Metazoa; Chordata; Mammalia; Rodentia; Dipodidae. The transcript has 6 exons. The coding region runs from base 250 to 843 and encodes 197 amino acids.
CCAUUGCCGUUUGGAGUGGGGGAAGUUCUCACGGUAGACCAUGAAAAAAAUGGAAGAAUUCCCAUAUCGAUAGCUUUAUGGAGAACUUAAAUUAGAAUGCAAAUAAUUAAUACCCCACAUAAAGAACAGGCAAGUGACUUUCCGUCCUGUACGCUCCACACACACGCACACACCGGCGCUCGUGGUGCUGGUGCCGUCCCAGCUACUCCAGGCACCGCGGACGGGAGCCGAGUAGGGUCAAUUUAAGUCAUGCAGGUUUUAAGAGGCGCCAGUUCUCGGCUCCUUCGGGCAUGGGCAUGGGCUCGGCUCGGGACGACCAGGGCUGUGACGGGUGCCCCAGCUCAGACCAUCCACGCGGGCGGGGGCGCCGCGGAAACACCGCGCGCGGCUCCCCAGCCGGAAGCUGCGAAGGAGGCUGGUCCUGGCGCGAGCAGCUUCAGCAUUUACCCUCCCGUUCCAGGACACGAAAGCUCUUUGCAGUGGGCUGGGAGGAAAUUUGACGAGAUCCCAAUCGCACACAUUAAAGCAUCCUACAACAACACACAGAUCCAGGUAGUCUCAGCCACUAACAUGCCCUUGGCCCGCACCUCCUGUGGCACAGAGGGCUUUCGGAAUGCCAAGAAGGGCACCGGCAUUGCAGCGCAGACAGCAGGCAUAGCCGCUGCGGCGAAGGCUACAGGGAAGGGGGUGACCCACAUCCGAGUUGUGGUGAAAGGCCUGGGACCAGGGCGCUGGUCUGCCAUCAAGGGUCUGACUAUGGGAGGCCUGGAGGUGAUCUCAAUCACAGACAACACCCCCAUCCCACACAACGGCUGCCGCCCCAGGAAGGCUCGGAGGCUGUGACGGGAAGGAGGCCUUCACGUGAAUCUGACCUCAAGCAUCAGCUCCAGCGGGGCCUUGCGACAAUGUGCUCACCGUCAGAGCUGUUGGAGCUGGAAGCCGUCCAGCCCUACUUCAGGGGAGCUUCGCCUUUGCCGCCACCUCUGCCCACAGGUGGAGCUUCUCAGCGAGGCUGGGCCUCUCCGACGUGAGAAGAGCCACAGGCAGAGCUGCGGACCCACUCUUGGCCUCUAUUCUGUGAAAAUAAAAGACUUAUCUGUGCCUUGGUAGUA